AUGGGUUUUCAGAGCGCGAGUUACCAUUCUGAGUUAGAAAAAGUCUUUAUGGAUCCAGGACCUCGGGAUUGGUCAUCUUUGCCUAAGGACCUUCUUUAUUCAGUUCUUCAGAGAUUAGUGUUACCAGGAGACUACUUGCGAUUCAGCAUUGUUUGUACGUCAUGGUAUUCUGCAGCAAAGGAUAAUAAAGUUAUUCGUGCAAGGAUGACAGCUCCAAUGCUCUUGAUUUAUACAGGCAAAAAAGAUUAUUGGAAAUUAUACGACAUCAUGGUUAACAGGUUCCUGGAUUUGCAAGUGAGAGUUCCCAAUAAGCGGCUUUGUGGGUCUUCAAAAGAUUGGUUAAUAUUUGUGGAUAAAAAUGUCGCGGAUAAGAAUUUUGGAGUGACCCUAAUUAAUCCAUUCUUUAGGGUCAGAGGAAGAAGAGAGAAAGAAAACUCCAUCAUUCGCCUUCCUCCACUAACCCCUCCAGGUUGGGAAAAGUGGCUGAGACGAUGUGAGCAUUAUGUCUACAAGGCUACAAUGUCAGGUGACCCAAUACAAGAUCCAAACAAUUGCAUAGUUUUUGUUAUAUAUUUGGAACAAACUCUCUUGGCUUUUAUUAAACCGGGUAAAGACACAACAUGGACUUAUGUUGAUGCAAGUGUAGAUAAUACUGAUCGAGGGUGCCGCUUGGUUGAAGAAGUAACCUGCCUUGAAGGUAAAUAUUAUGCUGUCAACCACUGGAGUGAACUCAUAUCUUUUGAUGUUACUGCUGAGUCAUACUCAAAUGUAAAAUUGGUUGUACCGGCCGGAUUCAAAGAAAAUUGCAUAAUCAAGAGAUACCUUGUGGAAACAAAAGAGAAAGAACUGUGGAUGGUUCAAAAAUACAUUGAGUUUGACGAUGAAAAAUAUAUACGCGUGACAAAGAAAUUUAGAGUUUUCAAAUUGAAUUUCAAUUUGUGCAAGUGGAUUGAAGAAACCACCUUAGGUGAGUUUGCGCUUUUUUUGGGAGAUAACACUUCAGUAGCUAUGAAGCCUUCAAAAUUUUCCAGAUGUCGACCGAAUCAAAUAUAUUUCAACCAUGAUAGUGAUUUGUUUAGCCGUUACGGACCUCAUGAUUAUGGUGUUUAUAACAUCAAAGAUAAAAGUUUUUCACAGCCUUAUACCAAACAGGCUAAGAACUUGGUGAAGAAGAGCAAUCGACUACCAAUUUGGGUUGUUCCAAGUUUUCGUCUGUAA
Rosa rugosa (rugosa rose) is the source of this 1218-nucleotide messenger RNA. Its product is annotated as putative F-box protein At5g55150. Gene Ontology annotation, molecular function: protein binding. Lineage: Eukaryota; Viridiplantae; Streptophyta; Magnoliopsida; Rosales; Rosaceae. The record is from RefSeq and is a predicted model, not a curated record. The coding region runs from base 1 to 1218 and encodes 405 amino acids. The transcript is spliced from 2 exons.